AUUUUUACGACGCUUUCAGAUUAUCGCUUCGUGUCUUGCAACGAAUUAAUUAUAGCCAUUAAUUGAAUGUUUAGUAGUUUAUUACUUUGGGUUUUGAGACGAAAAUCAUACAUGUGUAAAGAAUUCGCCUGUGUUGUAUGCAUUCGAUAUUAAAAACAGUUUCCUCAUGCAGUAAACAAAUCUCAUUAUAAAAGUGAGUCGAAACAAUAGUUACAUAGCGUCACAGUUUCGGCAAUUAUUUAAAUUAUUCAUAUAAUUUAACUAUUAGUAUCGUAUUAUUAUAAUAAACUUCUGUCAUAAAUAUGUACUCAGUGGCCGUUUUCAUUUUGUUUCAAUUGAAUAACUGUGUGCGAUCAGAAAAAUUGUUCCUUGUGAAACAAAAUCCAACAAGUGCAUCUCUAAACUAUUUACAAGUGUUAAAAUGUAUUUUAAUGAAUUCUGGCGAUGAAAAUAUGAUGAAAUAUCCUGUCGCUUCCUAUUUACUACAUGAUUCAACUGGUCAUUUCUACAUCAGGAAUCUGUAUAAUAAUCCUAAAAGGACACUGCCGCCCCUGAUGAAAAAUUCUUUACAAAGACUAUUAAGGCUGCCUCCGAAAAAUUGCUUAACACUACCCACAACAGUGGGCGAAGUUACAAGCAGAAACAUUGAAAUAGCAACAACUGCUAAUCCCGAUCGUGAAACUUUUGAUUAUAAUACAAAAAUUCAAUUUCCUGCUAAACAAAAUGACAGCAUUAUCGAGAGCAAUGUAAUGUCAAAAAAUGGUAAAAUAUUAGAUCACGACGAAACUUCUAGCGAAGCUGCAUGGGUGAAUACUACAGAGUUCAAGGUGAAGGAGAUUACAAAUAACUUAUAUUCUUUCUUUGAUCAAUAUAAGCAGUCGCUGGUGCAAUUUAAUAGAAUAUUUUAUAAGAUUUCAGCAACGAAAUUAAUGUUUUCACAAAAAGAAAAAGAAAAUGGGAUAAGUUUCGUACAAUCUGGUUUGCUCCUAUACAUGGCAUUACUGUCUUUAUCCACGGAAGUGGAUUUAGAAACGAAAAAAGAAAUCGAUACUUGCUUGAUGAAUGCAAGCUCGCAUAUGAAAAAAAUAACAGAUUUUCAACAUAUAGCAGCUUGGUUACCACAGCCGAAUAAUGACCUGAAAUUCCGUUGGGCUGUUCGCCUCGUGUUGGAAGAGCGGCUUGAAAUGAGCCAGCAAUUCCUUGGUGGCAUCAAAAACGGAACCAAAAUAGUGAUAGAACAUUUUAACAGCACAGCCAGCAGAGACAAUGUAUACGAUACACUUAAUCGUAUGGUUGAAAUAGAUUCAGGUGGUGCGAUGCGGGAUACAUUUAUUGAAGAUGAUUUUUUAGACGGUUUCUGUUCCAUUCUGAUCACUACAAUGUAUAUCCGUAGUCGAUGGCGUAGUGCACCGACCGUUCUCAACGGCACAUAUCCCUUCAAAGAUGGCUCAACCCGUGAAAAGUCAGUUAACAUGAUAAAAUUGAAUGACAUCAUGGGUUACGGUGACUUAAAGGAAUGCGAUGCAGAGGCUAUUGAAAUAAAUUACGCAACUCCUGGUUUGAAACUGCUGAUGCUGGUCCCUCGCGGGAACUCUUUAAAAAAUCUGACCACUUACAUGGAAAAUACAACCCCACAAGAAGUUUCCAAUAAAUUACGCUUAACAAGAGUAGCUGCCAUUUUACCAAUAUUCACUCUUCGUAUGACUCUUCUAUUGCCACAAAAACUUCAAUUGAUGAACAUAACUCGUUUGGUGGACGCUAAACCGAGCCCCGACAACAAAUGCGGCGAGUUAAAACUCUCACACGCGGUACAGAGAUUGAUGUUCUGGGCUGAGGCUGGUAGUAACGCCUUUAAAGACGAUGGCAUCGAGUGGGACGAAAAACCCGAGCUAGAACUAUUGGCCGAUCGGCCGUAUCUAUUUUACGUCCGAUGGAAAAAUGUGACUUUGAUGAAUGGAAACUUUGUGUUAUAGUGCAUAUGUAACUACAACAAACUUUCGUUGUAUACAAUUUUGGAACGUCAUAUGUACCUAUUUCUUGUCGAUAUUUGUGAGCAUCAUAAUCAGAAUGCAAGUCAUCAUGUUUUCGUAUAUUUAAAUUAGAUAAAAAGAUAAAACAUCUAUUUCCUA
Molecule: messenger RNA, 2129 nt
Organism: Danaus plexippus (monarch butterfly)
Lineage: Eukaryota; Metazoa; Arthropoda; Insecta; Lepidoptera; Nymphalidae
Gene: serpin-29
Product: antichymotrypsin-2-like
Exons: 7
Coding region: 303-1973 (556 amino acids)
Molecular function (GO): serine-type endopeptidase inhibitor activity
Source: RefSeq, a predicted model, not a curated record